Molecule: messenger RNA, 736 nt
Organism: Morus notabilis
Lineage: Eukaryota; Viridiplantae; Streptophyta; Magnoliopsida; Rosales; Moraceae
Exons: 1
Coding region: 230-646 (138 amino acids)
Source: RefSeq, a predicted model, not a curated record
GUCCACACCCCACAGAACUCACAUGCUCUCAUGCUCUUCCCACUAAUAUAAAAUUCAUAAAUUCAUGUGCGCACUGUCGCUUCCACCAUUUUAGCAUUUCCUCAAUAGUCAAUACCACAAUCGGCCAUCGCUCCCCAGAAAACCCAGCGAUGAAUCUAACCGAUCCCGAUCAUCAUCUCCAUCUCCAUCUCAUCCGACGGCCACGAUCUUCCCCUCAGAGAAGCCGAUCAUGCUAGCCACCGCCGCAUCCUCGUCAUCCACGUGGCUGCGGGCCCGCCCGAUCCGCUACCUCGUCCUCUUCCUCUGCUCGCCGAUCCUCCUCCCUUUCCUCUGCGCCGUCUUCCCUCUCCUCUGCGCCGCCGAGCUCUGUCUCCGCCUCUGCCGCCGCCGCCGCGGGAAGAUCUCCGACGGCUCGGAGGAGAACGACGAGCGGCUCAGGCGGUGCGAGGAGGGGAACUGCGGCGGGCGAGACACGACGGAGCGCGGCGGCGUAGAAGAGAUCGGGAUCAUGUUGCUGCAGAGAUACUUGGAGGAUCAGCUUCUUCUCGUCGGAUCGAUGUACGAUUGUGGCGACGAUGGGGAACUGGAAGAGGAUUUCGGCGCCGGUGAUGAUGAUUCUAGGGCUACGGUUCCUCUUUUGAAUUGAUUUUAUUUUUUAUGUUUUUUUUUUGUUCGUAAAUUUUACGUGUAAAUUUGAGACAAAUUCGUAGUUUAUAGAUUGCUGUUUACAGUUGAU